This is a messenger RNA of Arthroderma uncinatum, 1158 nucleotides long. RefSeq names its product aryl-alcohol dehydrogenase. The record is from RefSeq and is a predicted model, not a curated record. The transcript is spliced from 5 exons. Bases 1 to 1158 code for a protein of 385 amino acids. NCBI's taxonomy places the organism in Eukaryota, Fungi, Ascomycota, Eurotiomycetes, Onygenales, Arthrodermataceae.
AUGAUUGGAAAUAUAGAAACCCGGGACAUCUCGCUCAAAUUCCUCGAAAUUUCAACGCGAACGACCGAACCAUCCCCAAAGCCCCUAACCGAAGACACAAAUGCCCAAGAACAAACACCAAACACAAUGGCCGGCCGCGCUGCUCCCCCACCCAAGAGCCUCUUGGGCAGGCACCGCCUCCUUGCCCCAACGGCGUCUGUCCGUGUUAGCCCAAUCUCCCUAGGCGGCAUGAGUGGCCAGAGCGAAGUCUGGAUUGGUGAAUGGCUUCAAAAAUCUGGCCACCGCGAUGAGAUGGUCAUUGCUAUCAAAUAUACCUUGAGCCCAAUGGCUGGUAAGCCAGUGCAACUGAGCAAUUAUGGUGGAACUGGCACCAAGAGCAUGAAUAUCGCACUUGAGAUGAGUCUCAAGAAUCUCCAGACCAGCUACAUUGAUAUUUACUACGUCCAUGCUUGGGACUAUGCAACUCAGAUCCCAGAGUUAUUGCAAUCCCUUAACAACCUGGUCCGUCAGGGUAAAGUGUUAUACCUAGGUAUUAGUGACACCCCUGCCUGGGUGGUAUCGAAGGCCAAUGCCUACGCUCGCGAAAAUGGCCUACGGCCAUUCUCUGUUUACCAGGGUCGCUACUCUGCGUUGGUGCGCGAUUUGGAGCGUGAUAUUAUUCCCAUGUGCCGCGACGAAGGCAUGGCUAUACACCCUUGGGGUGUGCUUGGUAGCGGAUAUAUCAGAUCACCCGAUGCCCCUCCAAAGUUUGGAGGCCGCCAAACCCCCCACGUCAUGACUGGCCGUGAAGAAAAAGUAUCCGCUGUCUUAGACGUUAUUGCAAAGCGCCAUAACGCUCCUAUUACUGCUGUUGCCCUCUCAUAUGCUAUGCAGAAGGCGCCAUAUAUUUUCCCAAUGGUUGGAGGCAACAAUGUCGAGAAUCUCAAGGCAAAUGUCGAGGCCCUAGCUCUAGAGCUUACCCCUGAAGAUAUUGCAGAGAUUAACAAGGCCUACGAGUUUGACCUUGGCUUUCCUCAUAAUUUCCUUAAUGGGGCUGGAUUUAUGGGUGAAGGGCCUCAGCAUGUUAGCUUCCUCAAUGGCCUUGGCCAUUUUGACUAUGUAGCAGGUCCCAAGGCGGUCAAGCCCCACCAAGGAGAGCUUAACACUGCUUUAGUAUGA